AUGAAUGAUAGUAUUAAAGAGAUUGUUUUUGUUAGACUUUCGAGUUAAGAGUUUUGAGUGGAAGUUUUGAGUGGAUAUAUUCGUUUUGGGUCCUCCUCCUGAACCCAAAAAGUGGUUUUUGAUUUUCGAUAUUUAUGAAAUUUGGAAAUUGAAACUUCAAUGACUGUGGCCAAGAUCGUGAUUGUUUUUAUAGUUAAUUUCUACAUUUGUAUUUCCAUUGAUGCAAGAAAACCUAACAUUGUUUUAGUCUUGACUGAUGAUCAAGAUCUUCUUGUAGGAGGUUUGACUCCAGUAAAGCAAGUGCAACAGUUAAUAGCAAACCAAGGAGCUACUUUCACAAACGCUUUUGUUAGCACUCCAAUAUGCUGUCCAAGCCGAAGCACGAUUCUGACUGGUUUGUACCAACAUAACCACAGAGUGGUAAACAACUCUCUCAGUGGCGGCUGCAGCGGAGAGUCUUGGCAGCAACAUCUUGAGCCAUACAACUUCGGAACAACACUACAAGACAAUGGAUACACAACUUUCUACGCUGGCAAAUACCUGAACACAUAUGGUUACAAGGCGGCAGGUGGAACCAAACACGUGCCGAAGGGUUGGCACUGGUGGCUCGGUCUAGUUGGCAAUUCUCGCUACUACAACUAUACCUUAUCUAUUAAUGGCACGGCUCAACAUUUUACUGAUCAAUACCUAACUAAUGUUAUUGAAAAGUACAGUGUUGAUUUUUUGGAGAAUAUGAGACAUAAAGAGAAUGAAAGUUUCUUGAUGGUACUUGCACCACCUGCUCCCCAUGCCCCCUUCACCCCAGAAACAAAGUAUAGAGGAAAAUACAAUGGAAUCAAAGUCCCCCGAACACCAAACUUCAACACUCACAAACUCAAGAAUCGUCACUGGCUGUUAAACAUGGGAGUGGCACCAUUGCCCAAAGAGACAGUGGCGAGGGUAGACAGCUACUACGCGCGGAGGUGGGAAACAUUACUGUCCGUUGAUGACAUGGUGGCUUCUAACAUCAAUAAGCUAACAGACAUCGGCCAACUGGAUAACACUUACAUCAUCUACACCUCAGAUCAUGGGUAUCAUCUAGGUCAAUUUUCACUGCCAUGGGACAAGAGACAACCUUAUGAAACAGAUAUUCGUGUGCCACUACUACUACGGGGGCCUGGGGUGCGGGGGAAGAGUCUUGUGGAGGGGGUGGUAGUCAAUGUAGAUAUUGCUCCAACUAUACUGGCCAUGGCAGGGCUCCAGCCCCCAACAUACAUGGAUGGACGCUCCUUUCUGUCCAUGGCCACAUCCGUUGAGCCCUUGCCUCCGAGACGGGCAUUUCUCAUAGAGUACGUGGGAGAAGGAGACUUAAAAACCGUCUCUUCAUCCUGCCACUUUGCAGAUGCCUACACCCUGUCUGAAUGCUCUCCCUCCUCUUCAUGUAAAUGUCAAGAUGCUCUAAAUAACACUUACAAUUGUGUUCGUAGUAUUGCUCAUGAUGAAAAUUACAUUUACUGUGAGUUCUAUAAAGAGGUUGGAUACUUGAAAGAGUUUUAUGACAUCAACCAAGACCCUUACCAGAUGGAAAAUAUUUACCAAGAACUCCAACAAACUGUUAAAAAUAAGCUAAAAGAAGAAAUAUUGCAACAUACAACAUGCAAUGGCCGGUCAUGUUGUAAAUAAGGAAUUUAAGUUUUUUGUCUGAUGAAUUUUAUAAGUGGAAAUGAUUUCCAUAAUGUAAUAAUUAAGAUUACUGUACUGCCACUAUUGCUAUCUUGUAGCCUAGAAAUAAUAUUUUUUAUUCAACAAAUAAACUAUUUUAUUUUUAAUUUUUAA
Messenger RNA from Macrosteles quadrilineatus (aster leafhopper), 1815 nucleotides. RefSeq names its product N-acetylglucosamine-6-sulfatase-like. Bases 160 to 1662 code for a protein of 500 amino acids. The transcript has 10 exons. Lineage: Eukaryota; Metazoa; Arthropoda; Insecta; Hemiptera; Cicadellidae. Gene Ontology annotation, biological process: glycosaminoglycan metabolic process. The record is from RefSeq and is a predicted model, not a curated record. Gene Ontology annotation, molecular function: glycosaminoglycan binding; N-acetylglucosamine-6-sulfatase activity.